CUAAUCUGCCCAGGGAUUAAGGGAUAAGGAAGAACAGAACGAUUUGCUGCCAUGGCUUUUUUCCAGCUUUUCACUCCACUGGUCCUGUGUGUUUACAGCAACGUCUUCUCAGCAUCAGCCUGGUCAGUAAACAACUUCCUUAUGACUGGACCAAAGGCGUUCCUGACCUACUCCAGCAGUGUGCAGGUGGGCGCGCAGAGUGGCAUUGCGGAAUGUAAACAUCAGUUUGCUUGGGAUCGAUGGAACUGUCCAGAAAGUGCUCUCCAGCUGUCCACUCACAAUGGACUACGAAGUGCUACAAGAGAAACCUCCUUCGUCCACGCCAUCAGUUCUGCUGGUGUGAUGUACACUUUAACUAGAAACUGCAGUUUGGGGGAUUUGGAUAACUGUGGAUGCGACGAUUCUAGAAAUGGGAAAAUCGGCGGUAGAGGCUGGAUUUGGGGAGGCUGCAGCGAUAACGUGGACUUUGGAGAACGAAUUUCCAAGCAAUAUGUAGAUGCGUUGGAGACUGGGCAAGAUUCGAGAGCCGCUGUGAACCUACACAACAAUGAGGCAGGCAGACUGGCUGUAAAGGCGACUAUGAAGAGAAUAUGCAAGUGUCAUGGGAUGUCCGAGAGCUGCAGCAUUCAAACCUGCUGGCUCCAGCUGUCCGAGUUCAGAGAAAUCGGGAACUACCUGAAAUUGAAGCAUGACCAUGCUCAGAAACUCGAAAUGGACAAGAGGAGAAUGCGCGCAGGGAACAGCGCCGACAACAGAGGGGCGAUCGCUGAAGCUUUCAGCACCACAGCGCGGACAGAGCUCAUCUACUUGGAGGACUCUCCUGAUUAUUGCGUAAAGAAUGCCAGCCUUGGGUUUUUAGGCACCGAGGGCAGGGAGUGUCUACAAAGUGGCGACAAUCUUUCCCAGUGGGAAAAACGAAGCUGCAGGAGGCUGUGCCACGAAUGUGGACUUAAAGUGGAAGAGAGAAGAACUGAAAUCAUCAGCAGCUGCAACUGCAAAUUCCAGUGGUGCUGCACUGUGAACUGCGAGCAGUGCACACAGGUUGUCACCAAGCAUUACUGCUCGAGGAGAGAGAGAAGCAAUCCACACAGCAAGCGCAGACGUCACCACUAGAGAUGAAAG
Molecule: messenger RNA, 1122 nt
Organism: Acipenser ruthenus (sterlet)
Lineage: Eukaryota; Metazoa; Chordata; Actinopteri; Acipenseriformes; Acipenseridae
Product: protein Wnt-8a-like
Exons: 6
Coding region: 52-1113 (353 amino acids)
Biological process (GO): neuron differentiation; canonical Wnt signaling pathway; cell fate commitment
Cellular component (GO): extracellular region
Molecular function (GO): cytokine activity; frizzled binding
Source: RefSeq, a predicted model, not a curated record